Molecule: messenger RNA, 2435 nt
Organism: Pectinophora gossypiella (pink bollworm)
Lineage: Eukaryota; Metazoa; Arthropoda; Insecta; Lepidoptera; Gelechiidae
Product: sin3 histone deacetylase corepressor complex component SDS3
Exons: 7
Coding region: 162-1175 (337 amino acids)
Biological process (GO): negative regulation of transcription by RNA polymerase II
Cellular component (GO): Sin3-type complex
Molecular function (GO): histone deacetylase binding
Source: RefSeq, a predicted model, not a curated record
GCUUCAAUUUGCUCCAGUUUCGUUGUCCCGUCGAAGUUGAAUAAAAAGAAAUUUCUUUAUAUGAGUGACAUAACUUGUGGUUGCAAUACAUUUUGUGUGCUGUUAUCUGAAGCUCACGUGUUCAGAUUUUGUUUCUGAGACGGUGAUCGGAGUUAAUCUGUAUGCAACUGCUACGCAUCGCCUCGGCUAUGUCUUACCAAGGAUCACCAUAUUCUGGCCCGGGGGAUGAAUACGACUUCGAGGACGACGGGUACGAUGACUUGGACGAGUUUAGAGACCAAGAAGACACGCUGCCGGCGGCUGCAAUGGACAAUAGUGAUGAAGAUACAGAAGAGGCCAGUGAGACAGAUAUACCUAAUAAUGAUGAACCAGUGGAGAUCAAAGAACAGAUGUACCAGGAUAAGCUGGCCAGUCUGAAGAAGCAGUUGCAACAGUUGGAGGACGGAAUCCAUCCGGAGUACAUCCGCAGGGUCAAGAGGCUGGAGCACCAACUCCACGAGCGGCUACGGCUCAAUAGGAUACAUAAAGAACACAUGUACGAUGUAGUAGAGAGAGAGUACAUAGCAGAGAAAAAGGCAGCUGCGAAAGAGUUUGAGGAGAAGAAGAUAGAGUUACGGGAGAACUUGCUCAACGACUUCGAGGACAAGAGGAAGAUGAUAGAGAAUGAACGGCAUAGCAUGGAAUUGAACGGGGACUCUAUGGAGGUGAAACCAGUAAUGAAGCGUAUCCUGAGGCGGCGCGCCAAUGAGCCGGCGCCGGCCCCGGAGAAGCGCCGCAAGCCGCUGGGCACGACGCUCACGUUCAUGCUGGACGAGCGCGACAUCGACUCCGACCUGCGCGCCAUCGCGCGCCACGAGGCCGCGCCCGCCUCUCACCACGCCGCACCCGUGCCUAGGAAGCACAUCAACUCAUCCAGCUGUGAAUCACCAAUCCGGGAAAGUGGCGAGACGACGGACACGAGGGUCGAGGACGGCAAGCUGUUGUACGAGCGGCGGUGGUUCCACCGGGGUCAGAGCGUCUACGUUGAAGGGCGGGACCUGCAGAAGUUCCCCGGACACAUACACGCUAUCACUGAUGAGGCGAUAUGGGUGAAGAAGACCAACUUAGAACGGAUACGGAUAUAUAUCUCGCAGCUAGCGCGCGGUAAGGUCACGUUGAAACGGCGGGCGUCGUAGACUGUAAGAUAUAUGUACAUCUGUACAUAUGGGACUGAAAGUAUACUAGUGUUAACACUGGACGUGAGUUUUGCCAGAUGAUUUAUUAUAAUGUACUUAGUAUUUUGACAAUUUAGAUGUGAUAAUGGAUCAAGAAUAUUAUAGUGUUGGCCUGAUUUGCGCAGGGUCCGUUUACCUAACCCGUAGACGAAUAACACCCGUAUUGUAUGAUGUCCAACUCUAACCUGCCUCGAAUCCUCAGUUGAGCCGACCUCAAGGAAGCCUCGCUUCAACCAUAACUCGAGUUUACUCCAGUGAGGUUGAGUAGACGCAUAUAAACAUAAACAGCCUAUAUACGUCCCACUGCUAGGCACAGGCCUCCCCUCAAUCAACCGGAGGGGGUAUGGAGCAUACUCCACCACACUGCUCCAAUGCGGAUUGGUGGAAGUGUUUUUACGGCUAAUAGCCGGGACCAACGACUUAACGUGCCCUCCGAAGCACGGAAUCAUCUUACUUUUUCAGACAAUCAGGUGAUGCGAGCCUGAAAGUCCUUACCAAACAAAGGACAGUCUCACAAAGUGAUUUCGACAAUGUCCUCAUCGGGAAUCGAACCCGCACCUCCAGAUCGUGAGCCUAACGCUCUAACCAUUAGACCACGGAGGCUGUUUACAGUUGAGGUGAGUAGACGCAUGACGCCAUUAUUUUCGUAUUAUUAUGUUGGCAGUAUGAUAUGCUCGAAUCCAGUGAGUCAAGUCCUCAAGUCGAGGAUGUAAGGGCUCCCAUAAACACGACACGAUGUCCGGUCGUACAACGAUGCGACGUCAUUUCACGAUACGACGUCGCGUCGUGGAAAUCUACGAUGAGCAUCGUAAAAUAACACGACAUCGUAACAUGCCACAAAAAUAAAAUUAUUUUUGUAUGGAGACCGGGGUGACCCUGACCUGAAUACAAUGGCGCCCGUAGCAAAAUAUUUAAGUGGUGCGAGAGACAGUGGCGCCCCUCAAAAUACAGUUUUUUUGGAUUAGUUUACGCCUAAAUACACUUAAUUAAAUCUUUUAAAAAUGUUUCAUCAUCAUCACCCAUUAACGUCCCCACUGCUGGGGCACGGGCCUUCCUUAUGGAUGGAUAGGGAGAUCGGGCCUUAAACCACCACGCGGGCCCAGUGCGGAUUGGUGGUUAUUAACGACUGCUAAUGCAGCCGGGACCAACGGCUUAACGUGCCUUCCGAAGCACGGAGGAGCUCGAGAUGAAAACUUUUUUUUUGUGGUCACCCAUCCUAUA